Eucalyptus grandis is the source of this 701-nucleotide messenger RNA. RefSeq names its product 60S ribosomal protein L32-1. The record is from RefSeq and is a predicted model, not a curated record. The transcript is spliced from 4 exons. Gene Ontology annotation, molecular function: structural constituent of ribosome. Bases 81 to 482 code for a protein of 133 amino acids. Gene Ontology annotation, cellular component: ribosome; cytosolic large ribosomal subunit. Gene Ontology annotation, biological process: translation. NCBI's taxonomy places the organism in Eukaryota, Viridiplantae, Streptophyta, Magnoliopsida, Myrtales, Myrtaceae.
CUAAACCCUAGCUGCCUCCUCGUUCCCGUCUUUCGGAGUUUCGCAGCGGAAGAAGCUCGGCGCCGUCUCCCUCAGAAGCAAUGGCCGUCCCUCUGCUAACCAAGAAGAUCGUGAAGAAGCGCGUGAAGCAGUUCAAGAGGCCUCAGAGCGACCGGAAGAUUUCCGUCAAGACAAACUGGCGGAGGCCUAAGGGUAUUGAUUCACGUGUAAGGAGAAAGUUUAAAGGAUGCACUUUGAUGCCCAACAUUGGCUAUGGGUCAGACAAGAAGACCCGCCAUUAUCUUCCUAACGGAUUUAAGAAGUUUGUGGUGCACAAUGUCAGUGAGCUGGAACUUUUGAUGAUGCACAACAGGACAUACUGUGCCGAAAUAGCGCACAAUGUGUCAACCAGGAAGAGAAAGGAGAUAGUUGAUCGGGCAGCACAACUUGACGUUGUUGUUACCAACAAGUUGGCCAGGGUGCGUAGCCAGGAGGACGAAUGAGCUCGAGUCACGUCUCUAUGUUUUCAAAUGGCAGUGUAUUAGUUCUUAUUGUCGUUAUCCUUGGAUGGGAAUUUUCCUCAUGAUUUUGUUUUGGUUUUGAAAGUAAACAUUUAGGUUUUUCAUUGAUCAAUGCAGUUGUUGAACAUCUUGCACUGGCUGGCUAUAUCUAAUACUUUAUUUGAUGUAGAGGCGUUAAAUCUUAUCUGCCUCUUGUUUUCA